Molecule: messenger RNA, 1584 nt
Organism: Closterium sp. Yama58-4
Lineage: Eukaryota; Viridiplantae; Streptophyta; Zygnematophyceae; Desmidiales; Closteriaceae
Source: the annotation of a GenBank genome assembly
AUGCUCCAGGGCGCGCGUGACUGGCUAGAGGGCGGGGGAAAUAUCGGCGGUGCCCAUCGGAGUGCAUGGGUUGCCGCGUACGUGUGCGCAUUACCGACUACGCAUAGCGCACUGCAUGGUCCCCCCGGGUACUACCUGCGGCGCGCGCGCCCGUCGCUGAGCCGCUUCUGGCACAUCCACCUGCCGGGCGGCGGGUGGUGCACCACCGAGGAGACCUGCGCGUGGCGCGCGGGGAGGAAGCUGGGGUCGUCGCGCCUGUGGCCCCGGGCAAUGAUUCCGGCAUGGCUGCCGGGCAUUAUGAGUGCAGACCCGGACGUGAACCCGGGGUUCAGCGAGUGGAACAUGGUCAUGGCUGUGUACUGCGAUGGGGGAGGGUACGUGGGGCGACGGGGGGAGGUGACUGUAGCGGGCAACACAACACUCCACAUGGACGGAUGGAAGAUUGUAAUGGCCAUUCUCGAUGACCUCUCAUCUAAAGGGCUCAUGGCAGCUCAACAGGUGCUAAUAACGGGAGAGUCAGCCGGGGGGCAGGCAGUCGUGAACCUGUGUGACUAUAUCGCAGCCUACCUCUCCUUCGCCACGGUCAAAUGCCUCUCUGAUGGGGGCUUCUUCAUUGACGUGCCAGACAGGAGGGGGCGUUCCUUCUUCCGAGAGAUAGCAGAGAAUGCGACACAGCUGCACCAGAUGUUCAACCCUAAGUGCAACCAGGAUCUUCCAAGUCAAGCCCAGUGGCGCUGCUUCUUCCCACAGUACUCGCUCGCUUACGUCACGUCCGAUAUAUUCAUCCUCAACACUCUCUUUGACCCCAUAGCGCUCAUGAUUGGGGCCCAGCUGCCCUGGGGCCAUGAGCACGCCAAGGAGUGUCUGUUUAGUCUCCGAUGGGGUGCAUCAGGUGGGGGAGGAGGGGGCUUGAGUGGCGGAGCGGGUUUUUGGACAGGAGGUGCUGGGAUUGGGGGAGGAGGGGAGGGGGGGAGGCUUGGGGGAGGGAGGGGAGUUUUGAGGGGAGGGGUUGAUGGGGAGACAGCAAAGCCGAAGAUGCUGGGUGGUGAUGGUGGUGCUGUAUUCACAAGUGUUGGCAUGGCAGAGAGUGAUUAUAAUGAAGCGUUUUGGGGAAGUGGUUACAGUGAAGCUGGUUCGGUUGGCGUCAACAUAGCGGAGAGCAGCGGGAGCAGUAAUGGGAGCAAUGGUGAUCGUAAUGAAUACGCCAAUGAUCCACAUGACAAUAUCAGAGUGUUCUUACUGAAUGCAUAUGCACAUGGGAUUGGCGGCACCAGCUAUUGGACAUCGUUUACAUCUGACUGGAUGCUGAUGCCGCUGAAUAUUGCAGUGGCUAACUGGGAUCGGGAUGCAGCUCAGCAACAUCCGACAUGGACAGGUUCAUUGGACUCUCUCGAGCAACAGCCCGUCCAGCCGGGACCUGGACCCAAAUACGAACCACAUUCCGAAACGGCAUUCCCCGGAGCACCGCCCCACGUGAACUAUUUUCAUUACCUUCCCCAAGUAGCACUAUCCUACCGCGAUCCUCGGGCUGGUGCUGCUCGCGACCGACAACUUCCGUUAGCUCGUGGCCGUACUGUACUGUAA